Messenger RNA from Puntigrus tetrazona (Sumatra barb), 3202 nucleotides. RefSeq lists its product as uncharacterized. The transcript is spliced from 14 exons. NCBI's taxonomy places the organism in Eukaryota, Metazoa, Chordata, Actinopteri, Cypriniformes, Cyprinidae. Bases 67 to 2505 code for a protein of 812 amino acids. The record is from RefSeq and is a predicted model, not a curated record.
ACAAGUACACUGCGGAUAGUUUGUUUCUCGGGAUUUUUGUUGUGUUGUUUUCUCAACAGCCCAGUUAUGUUUGCUGCCAGCAGCCCAGGGUGCCACAGUCACCUGUACAAUUCCAUACGUUCAUAUCUCCACAAUCAGAACAGAGCACAGCCCAUCAUUGGUCUGAACUCCAUCACAGAGGUGUUGGCAUAUAAUCGGACAGCAUUGUACUUUUGUGAUGUCUGCAUCUUGAGAAUAACCAAGGCUGAUAUCAGGAACCACAUCAUGGGCAGCAUUCACAGAUACAACUACAUUAAAUCUCAUCAUGUACAUGGGUGGACCUCAGAUACAGACCUGACUCUUUUAGCUCGCCCUCUAAUGGAUAUCUCAAAAAAGGUUGAAAAAAAGGAAGGAACAGGUGAUAUACAGGUUCUGAGUGUGGACGAAGUCAUCUACAAGGAGAUGACGUCAUUGCCUGUCCCUGAUGCUUUUGCUCAGAUGAAGAAGAUUAAGGAUCAGCGAAACCCUAAUGCGCCUGAUUUGCUUGUUCAUAAAAGGCCCUCUGAAGUUAAAGAAACCAGUACUCAAGGACAGCAAGUUCCUGACCAUGUGAACGAGACUGCACAACAUCCAAAUUCAGGAUGUUUGGUCCCAACACGCUGUGUAUCUACGACACCGAGGUCAAAGUGUUUAAAUAUGAUUGAACCCCAACAAGUCUCAACCACUCCGAUGCCAAAUCCGUGUCUUUAUAAAACCGCAGGUCCUAUCAAACCGUUAUUCGCAUGCCAGAAUGUCUCUACACCUCCGAGUGUAGUGGAUUCUCAUAUUUCAUUUAGAAUGCCUUUUCUAGAAAGCUCCCCAGCUCCGGUCCUCAGCCAACCCAUAAAUCAGCAUCAACCAAUACCAGUCAGAAUCCUUCAAAGAUGUAUAAUGCCGUCUGAAAGCCAGUGUUUUUCUGAAGCAAGGACAAUCUCUGUAGUAAGACCACCAAGACAGUGUAUCCCCAUCAGAACUCUUUGUGAGAAUGACACUGUGCGUGCCGCAGAGGAUUAUGGGAGCAGUUCUGUCCAGUCAUUUGGAGUCGGCUAUGAAUCACAUCCUCUGCACCUGGCCCAAACUAUUCCGUAUGAGCUGCAAACAUCAUCUCUUUCAGUGAGCCACGUGGCACCAGAGUUAACUCAGGAUGUAACAAACAGGCAUGGAUUUUUCAUGAAUGAAAGCUCAUCUGAUCGUCCACAGCCUGUCAGAGAUGUGGAUAUCGUCAUCAAGCAGAUCAGAACCCAAAUGCUAAAAGAAACGCUACAAUCGGCUACAACACAUGAUUUAAUUCUGUUCCACAAUGAGUCUAAUUUAAAAGAACAAAUCAACAGCGGCUGGGAAGCACAUGAGGAGCCUCAAUCAGAUACCUUAGUAGAAGAAAACACCUUUGUGUUUUCACAAAGUCCAAUUGCCCAGUCUCCUCUUACUCAGACUCAAAGUCCUUCAGAUCAGUUUCAAUCAGUAGAAGAUUUUCUUGAAAACUACUGUGGUCCAAGACCUCUUAUCGGUCUACAAGCUGUUGUUAAGUGCCAGAGCGUGGAUGGGAAUCCACCUCCGUGCUGUUACCUGUGUCAGCUGUGCUCUUUGAAGCUGAAGAAGAAAAAAAUAUUUGGCCAUCUGACUGGCUGUGAUCACCAGCGAAACUACUUAAAAGCUCUCCAUCCGCAACUCUUGCCAAAAAAGCGUAAACGCUGCAACACAAAUGACAUGCUCAAGGAUAUUGCUAUCAAACUGGAGAAGGAGGAGGGAAGAGGACACAUAAAGGUGAUGAGGUUGUCUGCAUGUCUCAUGAGUGAGGUACUGGAAAAGGAUUAUCGUUGGUGCAUGAGGGUGUUGAACUGUGGAGCCAAUGCGGGGUGGAAAUCAAGUUUGUUGUCUUUCAAAGAAGGAACUAACAACACCAUAGGUCCCAGUCAGACUCUCAAACGUCCAUCAGGUUCUAUGCUGCCCCCUUCUGAUGCACGGCGUGGUGGAGCUCCAACCCAUCAGAUGUCCAAAAAAAUGAAGAAAGGUCAUCCUAAGAAAGUAUUAUGUACAAAAAGGGUUAAGGAGCCUGUGUUUAAGGUAAGCCUGUCACUGCAGGAGGGACCUGUUAUCAUUGAGAGAACAUCUCUAAGAGACACUGGCACAGUGGCGCCUGAGAUUGAAGACCAUAGCCCUGCAACCACAAGCAUAGACAAUGAUGCACCACCUUUAGCUACUAACACACAUUCUGAAGUUCAAAAGUGCUUUGACGGCUCUGAGGAAGAGUUCACGAAUUCUGCUCAUCAUGCAUACUCUGUUCAGUUUGAUCAGCCUCAAGUUGUUCAGUGUUUUGAGCCUUCUCUCAGACCUAGAGACUGUGGUCCAGUGGAUGAGGUGGUCACGUUCACUUAUGCUGAUUGCCCACUGCAGGACUGGUCCUGUAUUAACAACCAGUGGAUUCUAAUGAGGCAAAACCGAGAUGGAAAUGAUUAUUCAGAGUGUGCAAGUUACAUGCAGUACUGAUGAGCAUUAGUCUCGAAGCACCAACAAAAAAUAGGUUGAGCACCUUUUUGAGAAAUGAUUUAGCAACAGAAUUCCAUUACAGAAUUAUUCAUUAAUAUUUAGUAAGCUCAAAAUACUUAUAUUUCCUGCAUAUUUCUUUAGUAAUGCAGAAUAAUACACUGAUUUUUUUUUCUGUUCAGAAUUUAUUGGUUGAUUUUUUUUAUUUUAUUUUUUAUUUUAUUUUUUUUCACCAUCAGUGUUUUAAUCAUUUAACUUCACUGAAAAAGACAUUAUUGGAUUUGGAUUUAAAUAAAAAUGUUUAUAGACAUUCAUUAGCUAAACUGUUGUUUAAAUUAUACAAAUGUAUUAUGACCUUGGUUCAAAUGUAUGUUCGAAUGAGUUAAAAAGAGUCCAAAAAGAUUGCCUAUCUGGUUUGAAACUACAAGAGUCAUAUUAUGUCAAUAUUUAAGAAUUGUCAAUUCUAUCAGCAAUUAAUAUUCUUAAAAAUGUGAUCUAUUUGUAGUAGUUCAUUUACAUUCAGCAGUGUUGAGUCUUCAGUUCUGUUUAAUCCAACAAUGCUUUUGCCCUUAACAAGCAAACAUGCAUUACCUUUUAUGUUGUUUUGCUUAUGUUGUUUCUUUUGCUUCAUGUAUAAGUUUGUAUUGUUAGUAUUGUAACAGUACACUCACGUUUAUUCAAUAAAAAAUUCACAAACCUA